UUCACUGGCCUAAGAUGACAGCACACGAGAAGAGGGAAAGCGUAGAGGACAGACACUGUACUCACUACACUUUUGCUCUUCCAAGGAAACCCCCAAAACCAGAAAACCCUAGGGCUUUCGAGAAACGAACGCCAUGGAAGGCGAGGACGAGCCCUCGGGAGGACCGAUGAUCGACGAGGAGAUCUACGCCAACGGCAUCGGCGCCGGCGAGGAGGAGAAGCGGAGCAGGCCGAUCAUAAGCGGCGAGCAGCUCGACGUGGAGGCCUACGCGAGCCUCUACACGGGGCGGACGAAGAUCACUCGUCUCCUCUUCAUCGCCGACCACUGCGGGAACAACCAGGCGAUGCAAUUGGAGGCGCUUCGCAUGGCUUACGACGAGAUUAAGAAGGGAGAGAACACGCAGCUCUUCAGGGAGGUUGUUCAGAAGAUCGACGGCCGUUUGGGCCCCAACUACACCAUGGAUUCCGCCUGGUGUGACACCGUCGAUCGUAGGGCCGAGCAGAAGAAGGAGAAACUCGAGAACGAACUCAAUGCCUACAGAACAAAUCUCAUCAAAGAAAGCAUAAGGAUGGGAUAUAAUGACUUUGGAGACUUUUAUUAUGCGCAUGGUGCCCUAGGGGAUGCUUUUAAACAUUAUGUUCGUACGCGUGACUAUUGUACUACAUCAAAGCACAUAAUUCAUAUGUGCAUGAGUGCAAUUCUGGUCAGCAUUGAGAUGGGUCAAUUUACUCAUGUUACGAGCUAUGUCAGCAAAGCAGAACAAUUGCCUGAUAAUAACCUUGACGCAAUUACCGCAGCAAAGCUUCGUUGUGCUGCUGGGUUGGCUCACUUGGAGGCUAAAAAGUACAAGCUUGCUGCACGUAAGUUCUUGGAAACUGGCCCUGAAUUGGCGAAUCACUACAAUGAAAUAAUUGCACCGCAAGAUGUUGCAACAUAUGGUGGGCUUUGUGCACUGGCAAGUUUUGAUCGGACAGAAUUGAAGAACAAAGUUAUAGACAAUCUUAACUUCAGAAAUUUCUUAGAGUUGGUGCCUGAAGUUCGGGAGCUUAUCAAUGAUUUCUACUCAAGUCAUUAUGCAUCAUGUUUGGAUUACCUUGGCAAUCUCAAAGCAAACCUGCUGCUUGAUAUUCAUUUACAUGACCAUGUCGAGACACUAUAUGAUCAAAUCCGCAACAAGGCCCUCAUCCAGUAUACACACCCGUUUGUGUCUGUUGACUUGCGCAUAAUGGCAAAUGCUUUCAAGACAAGCGUUGGAGGGUUAGAGAAAGAGCUUGAAGCUUUGAUCACUGACAAUCAAAUCCAGGCUCGGAUCGACUCCCACAACAAGAUCUUGUAUGCUAGACAUGCAGAUCAAAGGAAUGCGACCUUCCAACGUGUUCUACAGACAGGCAGUGAAUUUGACCGAGACGUUAGAUCGAUGUUACUUAGAGCUAAUCUUAUCAAGUACGAAUUCAAUCUUAGGGCCUCAAGGAAACCGUGAAUUUAAGUUUCAGCUGCAACAAUGUGGUAUGAGGUAUGAGGUACAAGGCUAUCUUUUUGAUAUGAAAAGGUGAUUGGUGAUAUAUUCAUGAGCUUAGUCUCCUCAUGAAGUCCAUUGCUUCUUUGACUAUCCAAGAUGGAUUUUGCACAUUCAGGACUGCAGGAUAAAGAUCAAUGCAAGAAUUACUGAAAUCCAAUGGUUGGAUAUUGGUUUAUUUCAUCCAUUGAAGUUAUUCUUCAUAGUUUAUGUUUAAUGCUUUUAGUUUGUUCAUAUUGUUACUUGCUUUAUGUGACUAUUGAGGUAAUUUGGACGGUGGAUAGAAUAAUGCAGUUAAAAUCAAAGACCCUUUGGGGGUUUUGAGUCUUUUGCUCAA
Morus notabilis is the source of this 1853-nucleotide messenger RNA. Its product is annotated as COP9 signalosome complex subunit 1. The record is from RefSeq and is a predicted model, not a curated record. Lineage: Eukaryota; Viridiplantae; Streptophyta; Magnoliopsida; Rosales; Moraceae. The transcript is spliced from 6 exons. Gene Ontology annotation, cellular component: COP9 signalosome. The coding region runs from base 134 to 1480 and encodes 448 amino acids.